Rhizophagus irregularis DAOM 181602=DAOM 197198 is the source of this 869-nucleotide messenger RNA. Lineage: Eukaryota; Fungi; Glomeromycota; Glomeromycetes; Glomerales; Glomeraceae. The record is from RefSeq and is a predicted model, not a curated record.
UUCUAUUUAAUUCAUUUUCCUUUAUAAUAAUUACCAUAAUUUGUUCGUCCACAUUUUAAACAAUAUCCAUCAUUCCUUCUUUUUUCAGGUGGUCGCGUGUUUACAUUUUCAUUUCGUUGUCCUUUUCGCGUACUUCGUUAAUUUUCAUUUCGUUACCGAUUCAUUAUUAGAUAAAUAUGGUCCUACAAAAUAUGGAUAAGCAGAUGGGAGGUAUUCCACCCCAUACACAUUCUUAUUGUUGUCCAGAAAUGUUGUCCAGAAUGUCGUCGUCGUCCAUGGAUAAGCAGAUGGGAGGUAUUCCACCCCAUACACAUUCUUAUUGUUGUCCAGAAAUGCUGUCCAGAAUGUCGUCGUCAUCCAUGGAUAAGCAGAUGGGAGGUAUUCCACCCCAUACACAUUCUUAUUGUUGUCCAGAAAUGCUGUCCAGAAUGUCGCCGUCGUCCAUGGAUAAGCAGAUGGGAGGUAUUCCACCCCAUACACAUUCUUAUUGUUGUCCAGAAAUGUUGUCCAGAAUGUCGUCGUCGUCCAUGGAUAAGCAGAUGGGAGGUAUUCCACCCCAUACACAUUCUUAUUGUUGUCCAGAAAUGCUGUCCAGAAUGUCGUCGUCAUCCAUGGAUAAGCAGAUGGGAGGUAUUCCACCCCAUACACAUUCUUAUUGUUGUCCAGAAAUGCUGUCCAGAAUGUCGCCGUCGUCCAUGGAUAAGCAGAUGGGAGGUAUUCCACCCCAUACACAUUCUUAUAAAUGUUGUCUAGUAAUGUUGUCCAGAAAUUGUUGUCCAGAAAUGUUGUCCAGAAAUUGUUGUCCAGAAAUUGUUGUCCAGAAAUGUUGUCCAGAAAUUGUUGUCCAGAAAUGUUGUCCAGAAAUAUAA